AUGUAUGUGACACGAUCUCUUUCUCACUAUAAGAGCUUUCCUGAAGCUCUUUAUUCGCCUCCUGAAGGGCCAAACUCGGGUUACCUGGUAAUCCAAGAUGAAGAGUCUGAAACAUACUCGUGUUUUGGGUUGUGCAAGAAUCGGUAUCUUGCAAGUCUGCCAUUUCCUCAAAACAAAACAUUGACAACACGUUAUUCAUCAGGCGGGGGUGAGAAUCGACAUGUUUCGUUUGAUGAAGUUGUGUUCAUUCCGGUCCUUAAUCAACCCUUGUCUGCUAACCGAUACUAUGCAAUAAAACCACAUGGAUCACGUAAAGGGGAAGCGUUUGCAUGUUCAAAGGAAGAAGACAUGGCAUCAUGUUGUUUUUGCAUGUGUGUCCGGGAUGUAAAACCAAGGCCAUUAGACCCGCAUGACAUAUACCAACAAUUUGAGGUUGUUCCUUAUGCAACUGCUUGUACAAGUGGUGGCAGCUAUCAUGCCAAGUCUCUUGCUCCAGAUGGCUUUCCUCCAAAUUUCUUAAGGAGAAAAGGUUGGGAGAUAUACACUAAAACAUCUAAAAACUAUACGUUAACUGAAGCGAAAGGAAUCAAUAAUUCCCUUCGUUCACGUCUUCCUGAUUUGAAUUUCCCUCCCUCGACGAAAUCUUCUAAUAGCGUGGUUGUUGGCAAGUGGUAUUGUCCUUUUGUAUUCAUCAAAGAAAGAACAUUGGCAGACCAGGUGAAGACGUCUAUGUAUUAUGAAAUGACAUUAGAGCAAAGAUGGGAAAGAGUUUUCGAGAAGGAAAACAAGCAUAAUGAUCCAGGAAAUGCUGUGACGGUGAAAUCUGCAAUUCAUAGCGAAGCAAUGUUUAUUGGUGAGAAUGGAAGGGAGGCAAUAUGGGAUGAGAGAAACGUGGUAGAUGGAGCGGUAUGGUUUUCGUGUCCUCGAGAUGAUUAUGAGAAAGAAGAAAGUGUGGGAUUGAGUUUAGAAAUUGUUCAAAGAAUGAAGUGGGAAGAAGAAAAAGUUGGAUGGGUUGGUGUUGGGGACAAAAGGAUAGACAGGGUGAACAAACAAGACAAGUAUGAAGGGGGUGGUGUGUGGAAGAAAUUUGGUUGCUACAUUUUGGUUGAAAGGUUUGUGCUCAAAAGAAUGGAUGGAAGCUUGGUUUUAGCAUAUGAUUUUGGUCAUGCUCACCAGAUAAAAUCCAUUUUUGAAUAAAUUUGUGUGCUCUCUUUAUUGGUGAUCACAUGUUUAAAUGUUUUAUGUAAUCACUGUUUGGAGUUUUAGGUAAAAUUAUGAAAUUGAUGUUCUCAAUAUCUUAAUAUUUUUCCUUUGUGUUUUUACGAUUGAGUAAAUAAAGUAUCAAAAUUGUGGUUUUUGAGU
This is a messenger RNA of Erigeron canadensis, 1362 nucleotides long. RefSeq lists its product as uncharacterized. The record is from RefSeq and is a predicted model, not a curated record. Lineage: Eukaryota; Viridiplantae; Streptophyta; Magnoliopsida; Asterales; Asteraceae. The coding region runs from base 1 to 1197 and encodes 398 amino acids. The transcript is spliced from 2 exons.